GUGGUUGACCACCAUACUACAUCCUGGAGACUGAGAGGCCGGGCUCAGGCCUCAAUCGCCUUUAUACCGGGGUCUGUGGGAGGAGUCACAGAAGCAGUCAGCAGGGGGCGUGUCCAGACAGGUAUAUGUAGUUCACCACAACCACAUAAGCAGAUGUUCAAAAAUACUUGAUUGGUCUCUAAAAUGCAUUGUGUGUUGGUAAUGACAAAGUGUUGGGGACAACGGUUCUUUGUCAUAACAAAGCAGAAAUUGUUUCAAAAAAACCCAUAUGAAUUUUACAUCUGUUUUAAAAGUUCUUGUGAGAAAAUAGAAACUAAAAGUUUCAUGAAUUUAAUACUUACUAUUACUUUAUUUGACAACAAAGUUACAGAAUCUGGGUAGGGGACAAGUCCAGAAUAGUGAAAUUCUGGCACAUUCAAGUUUUUAUCUCGCUUCAAAAUUAAGAAAUUGUUAUUUAUGAAACAUACUGGAAAAAGUUUAGAGUUACAAUUACCUAACUUUUAAAACGACAGUACUUGUGUUUGUAAAAACUAUUUUUUUCUUGAAAACCUACCCCAGGGACAGAAAAGUUAUCCUAAUUAAAGUAUCAUCCUCAUAUCUAACUCUUCUUUUCCCCCAUUGGACUUUCCUGAUUCUACUUCAGGAAAACAUUGGCAACCAGUAUAUACUUAAAGCCAAAAGACCACAUAGGAGCAGAACAACAUCUAAAGAUUUGAUCCAGACACGUUGUACCUAACAGGUUCAGUUUCAUCCAGGUUCAUAAGAACUUCAAGCAAAAUGAAAACAAAGCCACUUUGCUGUACUGAAUACUUUGAUUGUAGAGCAACAUUAAAUAAAAAGUAAAAACAGAACCAGGGCAAUUAUCCUAAAUUGUUCUUGCCAGCACUUAUUGUCAAACUGAAAACUUGCAUGAACAUCAUGUUCCUUAUUUUUAUUUCCUUUUCUUCAGUCCUAAUAAUCUACUAAACAUUUACAGAGUUUACAUUUUCUUUGCCAUUUUAAAUAAUAAUUUUUCAGUGUUAUGUAGGUCUCAAAAGAGACUCCUACUCAAUUGAACUGAUUCAAAUCAAUACUUGAAAUUCUGCUUGAUCUGAACUUUAACCUACAGAGUCCUUUGAAGAUAGAGAGAUGAGAAGAACAGAGAAAUGAUAAAGGACACUUUGAUCUUUUACAUCUUUCUUAGCGAAGGCAAGAUCCCCAGGUACCUUUAGCUUCUGUCAAACAUGUUCAGGAAGACCUCUACUGUGGUUCUGAACCCGAAGUGUUAUAUCAAAAAGACUUCAGCUCACAUGUUAAAUCAGGAAUUGAGCUGUCAGACGCUUUUGAAAAUAGAGGGAAAUGAUUACUAUGCGGGGAGGCCUGAGACUGAAUGUAUUGGAAAAGAAAAUCAGUCUAUUGCUACAAAACUUUUUGUCAAACACCAUUAUGACCAUCUGGUUUAAUGAAUUAGUGUACAAAGGUAUUUGAUAUUCAAGGAAAUUAUCACAUUACAACAUAUCUGUUUAGGUCCUUACAACUCUUUGAUGACAGAUUAUUCUUAAAUGGAGAUCAACAAUCAUUACCAAGUGUUAUCUUGGCGUAGAAAAAUGCAUUUGCAUUUUCAGAGCCAACUUAAUAGGAUUUCUCAAAGAAGCACUAAUGUCUACUGAAACUAUUAUUCUUUGAAGGACAAAGCAGACAUUUAAGUUAUCAUUGGAAUCCAUACUCAUAUAAUUUGCAAUGAAUCAUGCUGCUGCCAAUUAGCUAUUUGUAACUGCUGUUCCACCUUGCACAGAUCCACUGUUUACUGGCUGAUGACUUUUAGAAGUAGCCAUUUUGAUCAACCACAUCCAGCGAAACAAUAAUAUGGAUAGGAGAAGUCAUUGUUGGGAAGGCUGUGAUGAAUUCCCAACGUUUUUUUGCUGUUUACCUCUGUGAUUCGUAACUUGUUGCAACUGCAAAAAUAGCUCUUCCCAUAAUGUUAACCUUACACUUAUUCUUCAACAUCAAUGUUUGCUGAUGAUCAACAGUGGCACACCUCAGAGGUCUGUGCUUAACCCACUGCUCUACUCUCUAUAGAAACAUGACUGUGUGGCUAGGCAUAGCUCAAAUAUUAUCUAUAACUUUGCUGAUGAUACUGUUACGUCUCCCGUAACUGAAGGACUUACCAGCAAAGAUAGAGAGGUCCAUUGAAGUCUAAUGUCCCUAUUUUCAAACAUUUUUAUUUAUAAAGGGGCACAAAAGUAAGGUUAAUGCAAACAUUCAGAUAAUGCACAUCACCAACACUCAAUCUAAAGCGCGGGUAUAGUCAUAAUCGUCAUUAAGAAGUAAUCUCGGCUGUUGUCUAGGGGAUAAUAUUUUUGUCCGUUAGAAAUAUAAAAAGUCAUUCAGAAGUCUGCAGACUUCAGCCUUUCGAGGAAUCGUUGGGUCUCACGUGUUUUAGAGGGAUCAGUGUAAACGAAAAGAAAAAUGGCCGGGUCUUUAUGAAGCCACUCCAUUAAAAAUCAGGGGAGCCUUGGUCUCCCCGUUGUUAGUUCGAAGUCCUUCUCGGUAGUAUCAGCCACCCACUCCCCAGGCAAAGGAGCUAGGAGCACACAUGGUGUUGAGUGGCUUCCAGCUCUCACGGGAUUGCUGAGCGAGCAAGUUCUUCUGGUGCAUCGCUAGGGUACUGCCUCCUGCAGUCCGCUUUUAUCUUUACUUGCAGAGUUGUAGCUGUCCAUCAAAGUAGGGGGAUGCAAUCUCCACCCCCUCUUUGCCCAAGGGUGUUCAUGUCCAUGGUUGCUGUCACGUAGUAGGGACACACAGGUGCCUCUAAGAACAAUGGUCAGAACCGUUGCAUUGUCUCUCACUUCCGAGACCCGAAUUAAUAGCGAUCUUGCGAUUCUCCGGAAGGAGGGGGCUGCUCCCGCUCCUUUGGCCCCUCAGAGCUGUGUUACCUUCAUAAUAAUACAACCAUUGAAUCUCAGGUGGUGACGAGAGGGCAUACAGGAGUGAAAUAUACCAACUAGUGGAGUGGUGCCACAGCAACAACCUGGCACUCAACAUCAGUAAGACAAAAGAGCUGAUUCUGGACUUCACGAAGGGUAAGACAAAGGAAUACAAACCAAUCCUCAUAGGGGGAAUCAGAAGUGGAAAGAGUGAGCAGUUUCAAGUUCCUGGGUGUCAAGAUCACUGAGGAUCUAACCUGGUCCCAACAUAUCGAUGUGGUAAUAAAGAAGGCAAGACAGUGGCUAUACUUUACUAGGAGUUUGAAGAGAUUUGGCAUGUCAACAAAUACACUCAAAAACUUCUAUAGUUGUACCAUGGAGAGCAUUUUGACAGGCUGCAUCACUGUCUGCUAUGGAGGGGCUACUGCACAGGACCAAAAGAAGUCACAUAAGGAUGUAAAUCUAGUCAGCUCCAUCUUGGGUACUUGCCUACAAAGGACCCAGGACAUCUUCAAGGAGCGGUGUCUCAGAAAGGCAGCAUCCAUUAUUAAGGACUUCCAGCACCCAGGGGAUGCCCUUUUCUCACUGUUACCAUCAGGUAGGAGGUACAGAAGCCUGAAGGCUCAUACUCAGAAAUUCAGGAACAGCUUCUUCCUCUCCACCAUCUGAUUCCUCAAUGAACAUUGAAUCUUUUGACACUACCUCACUUUUUAAAAAUAUACAGUAUUUCUGUUUUGCACAUUUAAAAAAAAUAUAUUCAAUAUACAUAAUUAAUGUACUUGUUUAUUUAUUAUUAUUACUUUUAUUUUAUUUAUUUGAUUUUUCUCUGCUAGAUUAUGUAUUGCAUUGAACUGCUGCUGUUAAGGUAACAAAUUACACGACACAUGCUGGUGAUAAUAAACCUGAUUCUAAUUCUGAUUCACUGUUCAUUAGAGUUUGAGAACCUGAGAGGACAAUGAAGGAGAGAAAUAGAGCCAAAUGUGGAAGUUAAAGAUGAAAUAAGCAAGUUUAUUUGCAGCAGCAGUGACAGAGAAAAACAGCAAAUUGUGUUUGAGUACAAGAAAAUAUGAAAAGUCAAAUUUAAAUUCAAAUCCAGAUGCAUACUCCCUCCAGUGGCUAAGAUUAAGAAUGAGAAAACUGCUAGAUCUAUUGUAAAAUAAUAAUUAUGGAGUCAAAUAGCACAGAAAUAGUCCAUACUCAGCCCCUAUCCUAAUACAACAUAUUGUUUCAAAUGUUAGUCGAAAUACUCUUUAAUAUUAUGAGAGUAUCUACCUCCUGCUCUCCCUCAGAUAGUGCAUUCCAGAUUUAAAACAACCUCUGAACGAAAAAAAUGUUCCUUAGAUUUUCUAUAAAUCUCCUGCCACUAAUGUAAACUGCGUCCUCUAGUAAAAGACAACUCUGUUAAGGGGAAGAAUUUUCUUUCUCUCACCCAUUACCUGUAAACUUUAUUCAGUUCCCUGUGCAAACUAGCCUGCUCCAAAAUAAAACAACACAUUCAACAUGAUCUCCCAUAGCUGAAACACAAUACCCUGGGCAACAUCUCCUCUGCAUUCUCUCAAUGCAUUUAUAUCCUUUCUAUAUUGUUGCAAAUAAAACACAGUACUCCAGCUGGAACCUAACUGAUGUUUUGUGUAGUUAUAUCCUAACCUUCCUGCUCUUCCUGUAUAUUAUGGUGUAAACAAGUAUGAGCACAAUUAACAUAGAUUUAUGAAAGGGAAAUUGUGUAUGACUAAUUUUGCAUUUAUUGUAUUAAUGUAUCAAAUAGACUUGAUAACAGGAGAACUAAUAGACGUGGUGCAUUUAGCUUUUCAGGUGGGUUUUGAUACAAUCCCACUCAGGAAGUUGGUGAAUAAAAAAUUAACAAUGCUGAUGCUUUAAACAUGAAAGAAAAACAGAAAAGAUAGAAAUAUUUAGCAGGUUAGGCAGCAUCUGUGAAAGCAGCUAAUAUUUCAGGUCCAGAAUUUCAUAAUGGGGAAAGAGAGAAACAUUAGAUGGCAAAGAAGAUGGGAGGGGAAUUGUAAGGAGUAAAGGGAGUAUGUCUGGAGCAUGAGAUCAGAUGACCUAAUGUGGGAGUUGAGAUUAAGUUUCUUUGGCUGUGUAACAUUAUUGUUGAUGGCAAGGCUGUGGGACUUGCUGGGAAACCCGAUUACACAAAAAAGGCAAAAAAAAAACUUAGCUAAAAUGAUGACAGAUUGAAAUGGCCUCUUCUGAUACACACCAAAAGUGGGAGUUAUCUAAAGGUUGGAGGAGUCCUGAAGGCUGCAUUGUGCUCAGGCAGAAGAUAUGGUUUUAUCCGUUUGUGUUGUGCCUUGUCACAACACUGAAGUUUGUCACAGGUUGAAAAAUUUAGAGUGGUAAUGGGAUGGUUUAUUAUAGUGGCAAAAUGUGGCCUGCCCUACAAUGAGGAAACCAGGCAUAGCUUAGGAAUUGCAAAACACAUAAGCUUCUGGUUGCCUUUCUCCUUUAUUCACCACCACAUUCUGACCUUUCAGGAAAUAAGAUCAGAGCAUACGCCACAAAGGAGAACAUACUGGUAUGGACUGAGAAUUGGUUAAUAGAUUGAGUGAUUAUUUCUACCCUUUGUUUUCAAAAAAAGAGAUCAAUUCAUUUCUAAUUAUGGUAAUCAGGAGAUACAAAAAUAGUGUAGGAACUUGACUCCUAGUUGGAAGAUCAGCUAAAUCUUGACAAGUAGCAAAACAGCCUCAAAGGAUCAGAUGCUUUUUGACUCCUAAUCCUUGUUUAUGUCAAUAGGUCUUUCUUCGGUUACCAAACCAUAGUAGUUAAAAUUGGUAUAUGAAUGCAGCCUGACCUGCUGAGUUCCUCCAGCAUUUUGUGUAUGUUGCUUUAGGUUUCCAAUAUUUGCAGAAUUUCCUGUGUUACUGGUGUAAUAGCAAUCUAGUUGAGGGGACCAAAUAUAUUUUCUUGUUUGCUGAUUAUGCAGAUCUGAGAAUAUGAAUACUGCUGAGAAGGCAAACAGAUUCAAGUUAAAUAAGUGGACAACAACAUGCAGAUGAAGUACAAUGUGGAAAAAAGUUAUCCAUUUUGUCAAAUAUUGAAUAUAUUUUAAAUAGAGAGCAAUUGGGAAGUGUCAAAAGGACCCAGAAGUAAAUGCAGAUGCAGCAGGUAAUAUUGAAUGCAAUUAGUAUGUUGGUGUUUAUUACUAAGAGUAUUUGAGUACAAAAGUAACUUGCUUUGGUAUAUUACAAGAUUUUUUUAAAUAAAACUCUAGAUUGUAAGAAACAAUUCACUACUGAUUGCUGAAUCAAUAGAUCUAUUAUGAAGAAACUGAAAAGGUUGGCUUCUAUUCACUAGAUUUUAGAAUCACAAGUGCAGUAUGUGAACAGAACUUUUGUAUGCCAGUUAUGACACCUGCAAUUCUAAAAUCUAAUGAAGAGAGACCAACCUAUUCAAUCUCUCUUCAUUAUAGAUCUGUUGAUCAAUUGUGACGAGAUUGGAACUGGAACUAAGGGCCAGAUUCAAAUUAACAGUUAGGCUACCUUAUUCUGAGAUGAAGAACGAUUUGUUCUUUGGGAGUGGCUUAUCUGAAAUCUACUUUAAAGGACCUUAGAAGCUCACUCACCACCGAAUGAAUUCAAACUGGACAGGGGUAGAUUUCUAGCCAUUGAGGAAUUAAGGAAUGUGAGAAUUGUUAGGGAGAAGGGUGUCUGAGAUAGCUCUGCCAUAUUUCGUAGGUUUUAGUGUCCGAGUUGUGUCUGGGCAGGGCAUCGUGGAGCCCAGCGCCAGGCGAGGACCGGUUGCCCCGGAGACGCUGGCCCGGCGUGGUGGAUGUUCCUUUAUGGCCGCGGUUGCCAAGCAGCAACUGGACAGGGCGCUCCGCUCCCAGGCGGCACAACAGCGUCUGACCAAGGGAGUGAGGAGGAGAAAACUGCCCGGGACCCGCUGGCAUCAAGAACUGCGAACAGGAGGGUUCAUUUCGGGAAGUCUGAGGAAAUAACACAUUAGGGAAACGCUGCGAGCGGCAAUGACGGCCGCCGUCAGUCUAGCGCGGCCGGCACAAACGGGCCAGACUGUGAUCCCCUUCGUGAAGGGACCCGAGGACCGACACUUUUUUACCAGCUUCCAGGACCAGAACAACGUCGCCUUCGCCAAGUGGACCCCUCAUGCAGCACCGCCUGAAGACUUGUAUCCGCUGGCUCCUCACCGGAAAGAUGUGCCACUGCUCGACCCCAUUUCGGGCUUCAAGAGCGUGGGCUGGAGCGCGGCGACAGGCAGCCCCCGGCUCCUUGGCGCCUCUUUCAACACGGCACCGGGCGGCGACUGCCGGGCUCGCACCGCUAUUCACGCCAGCAUGCGACCUCUACUACACGACGUAGCGGCACAGGCCCGCUGGAACUCGAAAUCGGUACCGACCGCAGCCAUCCGAGCGAGAGUGGGAGGCUGGACGAGCCCAGUCCGAGUGACACCAACACCACACUCAUCUGUUAAUCUGCAAACCCAUACUUUAAAUUUCAAUGUGGAUCCUACAGAUCAGACUACCAGUGAUCCAACAUCUGACAGUACAAGAGACACAAAAGCAAAAAGAUACAUGUACACAACAUCUACUCAGAGGAGUUAUGAGGAUGUUAAUUGGGACUGUAAGUUACCACCCAAAGUCAAUCUAGUGGAGGCAACACAGGAUGUACAAUCUGACCCUUUAUCUCAGCAUUCUACUCUAAAACGAUUUGAUCCAAGUCCUCAUGUGUGGCAAGCUGUGGGUGGGCUCGGAAUCUGGGACAAAUCUCAAUCCCGACCAUCAAGUGCUUUAACUAAACCAAUCAAUUUUACAAGUCCUUUUCCCAGAAUUCAACAGAUUCCAUUCUAUAGUGGCUCUAUUGCUGGCAAUAACCUUGAAGAUAUGGAUAAUCCCUACACUGAGUUUAUCCCCUUUACUGUUCUUCGAACCAAAAAGCCACGACAAACAGAUGCAAAUUAUUGCCCAGAUAUCCCUGGUUAUACAGGUAAAAGGCAAUGGUCUAGCACAGAAUCUAAUAAAUACAACAUUUCAAGAAUGUUUCACGUACCUCCUGAGCAAGUACAAGGAAUUCCACAAGACACUGAAAAGCAGUCAAAAUAUAGGCAUCAAUCACCGCUAUCUAAGAUGGUGACAACAGUUCCACCUUACAAUCCCUUUAAUUCAGUAACACCGAAAGUUGUACAUUCUCCAGAAGAGAACCCAAUGAUUCAGUAAUCUGUAACCCUGACCCCUGCAUCGAGUCUUCAGUCAUGGAAAAUACCAG
This is a messenger RNA of Hypanus sabinus (Atlantic stingray), 8143 nucleotides long. RefSeq names its product spermatogenesis-associated protein 48. Lineage: Eukaryota; Metazoa; Chordata; Chondrichthyes; Myliobatiformes; Dasyatidae. The transcript has 10 exons. Bases 6889 to 8094 code for a protein of 401 amino acids. The record is from RefSeq and is a predicted model, not a curated record.